Molecule: messenger RNA, 3146 nt
Organism: Homo sapiens (human)
Lineage: Eukaryota; Metazoa; Chordata; Mammalia; Primates; Hominidae
Gene: RTKN
Product: rhotekin
Exons: 12
Coding region: 949-2382 (477 amino acids)
Biological process (GO): signal transduction
Molecular function (GO): GTPase inhibitor activity; small GTPase binding
Source: RefSeq, a predicted model, not a curated record
GGAGCUGGGGCGGAGCCGCAGGGCCUGGCGGCCGCCGAGUGAAGUGUGACUCCGUGGGCCUGGCGUGGAGGCGGGGGCGCUAGGCUGCAGCUGGCUCGGAAUCGGGGCUGGUUUCCUGUCUGGAAGGGAAGGGGCCUGCAGAAGGGAGCGGGGACAGCAGCAGACAGGCACACCCCUGCCUUCCUCUCUCCCUCUCCUCCCUUCUCUGGAAAAGCGAGGUAAUUGUGAGCCCAGGGUGGAGCGGGCUGGAUGGGGGCCCUGAGUUGGAAGGGGUGGCCCUAGGGCUGGGCUGCUUUGCCAACUCACCCCUUUGUCCCAUUCCCUGGGCUCACUCUCCCCUGAGGUCCUCACCUGUGUGGCUCUUUUUCCCAACUUUCUCAAACUAAGCUGGAACCCCUCUCGGGAAGCUCCAACCUCCUGCAAACCCCAUGACUCUAGAACCUGCAUGAGGCGUCGUUUCCCUGCCCCCUUCCAGUUGUGCCUGCCCCUCACUGCCCUCUCCGCACACAGAUUCCCUGUCCACCAGGCCAGGGAUGUGGGCGGGGGCUGGGGAGCGGCCAGAGUCGGAAUGAAAGGGCCUUUUUCUUCCACAGCUGGGAGAACAGCUGCCACCAAAGCGAGACUGGACACUCUGUGCCUAGAGCCCCCUCUGCAGCUGGCCUUUCCUCCUGGGACCCCACUUAUCCUCACUUCGCUUUCUUUUUCUUCCCUGCCUGGCUCCCGGCAGGGCCCCGGAGCAGCAGUGGGCGAGGAAAAUUUGUCACAGCAGCCAGAGGGGUUUAACAGGAGUGCAGAGGGAUAAGGGCAGCUUCUGCCCUCUGCCCAAGAGCUGGCCACCUCUUUAAAGACUGAGGGAACAGUGGGAGGAGGAACUGUGGGACAGUGUGGUACCUAUCUGUCCCCCCUCUGGAGGGGUUGACAAGGGAAAGGGCACCGGGGGGCACAGAGAUGCAGGACAGAUUGCACAUCCUGGAGGACCUGAAUAUGCUCUACAUUCGGCAGAUGGCACUCAGCCUGGAGGACACGGAGUUGCAGAGGAAGCUAGACCAUGAGAUCCGGAUGAGGGAAGGGGCCUGUAAGCUGCUGGCAGCCUGCUCCCAGCGAGAGCAGGCUCUGGAGGCCACCAAGAGCCUGCUAGUGUGCAACAGCCGCAUCCUCAGCUACAUGGGCGAGCUGCAGCGGCGCAAGGAGGCGCAGGUGCUGGGGAAGACAAGCCGGCGGCCUUCUGACAGUGGCCCGCCCGCUGAGCGCUCCCCCUGCCGCGGCCGGGUCUGCAUCUCUGACCUCCGGAUUCCACUCAUGUGGAAGGACACAGAAUAUUUCAAGAACAAAGGUGACUUGCACCGCUGGGCUGUGUUCCUGCUGCUGCAGCUGGGGGAACACAUCCAGGACACAGAGAUGAUCCUAGUGGACAGGACCCUCACAGACAUCUCCUUUCAGAGCAAUGUGCUCUUCGCUGAGGCGGGGCCAGACUUUGAACUGCGGUUAGAGCUGUAUGGGGCCUGUGUGGAAGAAGAGGGGGCCCUGACUGGCGGCCCCAAGAGGCUUGCCACCAAACUCAGCAGCUCCCUGGGCCGCUCCUCAGGGAGGCGUGUCCGGGCAUCGCUGGACAGUGCUGGGGGUUCAGGGAGCAGUCCCAUCUUGCUCCCCACCCCAGUUGUUGGUGGUCCUCGUUACCACCUCUUGGCUCACACCACACUCACCCUGGCAGCAGUGCAAGAUGGAUUCCGCACACAUGACCUCACCCUUGCCAGUCAUGAGGAGAACCCUGCCUGGCUGCCCCUUUAUGGUAGCGUGUGUUGCCGUCUGGCAGCUCAGCCUCUCUGCAUGACUCAGCCCACUGCAAGUGGUACCCUCAGGGUGCAGCAAGCUGGGGAGAUGCAGAACUGGGCACAAGUGCAUGGAGUUCUGAAAGGCACAAACCUCUUCUGUUACCGGCAACCUGAGGAUGCAGACACUGGGGAAGAGCCGCUGCUUACUAUUGCUGUCAACAAGGAGACUCGAGUCCGGGCAGGGGAGCUGGACCAGGCUCUAGGACGGCCCUUCACCCUAAGCAUCAGUAACCAGUAUGGGGAUGAUGAGGUGACACACACCCUUCAGACAGAAAGUCGGGAAGCACUGCAGAGCUGGAUGGAGGCUCUGUGGCAGCUUUUCUUUGACAUGAGCCAAUGGAAGCAGUGCUGUGAUGAAAUCAUGAAAAUUGAAACUCCUGCUCCCCGGAAACCACCCCAAGCACUGGCAAAGCAGGGGUCCUUGUACCAUGAGAUGGUCUUAUCAGAGCCUGUAGCCCCAGGGGGCCCAGGUGAGGGGCUGCUCCUGCAGGAUAACGCAAUCUCCACUGAGAUCCAGGCUUUGCUUUCCUCCUAUUACAGUGACAGGUGAUAGGGCUGGGUAGGCUUGGGGCCUGAGCUCUGACUAGCCCAACCCUCCCCCAACCCCUUCCUGGUGCCACAGCUAUUGAGCCGCUGGAUGACAUCGCAGCGGUGACAGACAUCCUGACCCAGCGGGAGGGCGCAAGGCUGGAGACACCCCCACCCUGGCUGGCAAUGUUUACAGACCAGCCUGCCCUGCCUAACCCCUGCUCGCCUGCCUCAGUGGCCCCAGCCCCAGACUGGACCCACCCCCUGCCCUGGGGGAGACCCCGAACCUUUUCCCUGGAUGCUGUCCCCCCAGACCACUCCCCUAGGGCUCGCUCGGUUGCCCCCCUCCCACCUCAGCGAUCCCCACGGACCAGAGGCCUCUGCAGCAAAGGCCAACCUCGCACUUGGCUCCAGUCACCAGUGUGAGAGAGAAAGGUGCUGGCAUAGGAUCUGCCCAGAAGAGAAAAUGACCCAUGCGCAGUUGGGCUCUGGAUACGGCGCUGUCUAUAGCAAGUUGGCCAGUCUGGCCUCCUGUUCCUCUGCUGGACCUGGGGUAGGCUGCAGGGGUGGGCAGAAGCCCCUCUUAAAUUGUGGUUGCCAUGGUACCGAGGGACUCAUUCCUGGGGCUCGCUGGGACCUCCCUAAACCCUUCCUGGAAGAAAACUGGAACCAACUCUGCCCUACCUCCCUGCACUAACCAGCUUUGAGGAUGGCACUGAAGAACCCUUGGAGCAAACAUACCUCCCUUGUGACUCCCACAUCAACCAUUAAAGUUAUUUAACAGCA